Mugil cephalus (flathead mullet) is the source of this 2054-nucleotide messenger RNA. RefSeq names its product B-cell receptor-associated protein 29-like. The coding region runs from base 166 to 882 and encodes 238 amino acids. Gene Ontology annotation, biological process: endoplasmic reticulum to Golgi vesicle-mediated transport; intracellular protein transport; tRNA processing. The transcript has 8 exons. Gene Ontology annotation, cellular component: endoplasmic reticulum; endoplasmic reticulum membrane. Gene Ontology annotation, molecular function: flavin adenine dinucleotide binding; tRNA dihydrouridine synthase activity. Lineage: Eukaryota; Metazoa; Chordata; Actinopteri; Mugiliformes; Mugilidae. The record is from RefSeq and is a predicted model, not a curated record.
GUGAGAUUCAACGAGCCACUUGGAGGCAACGACGGCGGAACAAGGAAGAGAAGCAGGCAGGACUACUUUCUGAAGUUAAUUAAGUUACUCUCUUUUUGUCAGCGUCCGCAGUUUUAUUCGUUGGUCUGGUUUUGUCCAAUUAUUACCAAGAAGCCCUCAGUAGACAUGACUUUACAGUGGACUGCUGUGGCCGUCUUUCUCUAUUUUGAGAUCGCCGUCAUCCUGAUCCUCUGCUUACCCUUCAUCUCAGCCAGGAGAUGGCAGACUGUUUUCAAGCUGAAGAUUUGGGAAUUUAUAGGAAGGUUUUGGAACAAAGUGUUUCUCACCAUGAUCAUAAUACUCAUUGUCCUUUUCCUUGAUGCUGUCCGUGAAGUGAGAAAGUAUUCGGCUAAAGAACUGGGCACAGAUGCCAAGCUACAACCGAAUAUGUUUGACCACCUGCACAUGAAGCUUUUCAGGGCCCAGAGGAACCUCUACAUCUCUGGCUUUGCUGUCUUUCUCUGGCUGGUUAUGAAGCGGGUGAUCACCUUAAUUAACCAGCUGGCAUUGGCGUCUGCGACUACGGCCGCUCUUCAGGUGCAGGCUGACAAAGCUAACCAGGUGGCAGAGAAGUACUUGGAGGACAACGAGCUGCUUAAAAAGACACUGAUGGAGGGUAAAGGUGAUAAGGCUACAGCAGAAGGCAUGGAACUGUUGAAGCAGGAAGUGGAUCAACUGAAAAAAGAGCUGAAGACCUCGGGUGAAGCCCUGAAGACGUCCCACUCAGAGGCUGAUGUAAUGAAGAAGCAGAUGGAGGGCCUCGCCAGGGAGUACGACAGACUGCUGAAAGAACAUCAGGAGCUCCAGAAUCUUCAUGAUAGUGGAAGUAAAAAGGACGACUAGUUACUGUAGAAGGGCUUAAAGGUUGAAGUGAACCGAGCGUGAACCGAGUUCAAUCACAAAGAGAGUCAUUCCAGCACAUGCUUUACCUUCUUUAUCACACCGUGUGUCAUAGUGUAUAUCACAAAGCCAGGAUUGGCUCCUCUGAAAAUCAGACUUUUGGCUGGUAUCACUUAAGGUUUUAAAGGAUUUCUUUAUUAGGGAAUGGCUUAAUUGGAGUGGAUAAUAUUUGACAGUUUCCUGUUUCUGCCUGGCGUAGCGUGACUAAGAGGAUUGUUUUUCACGUAUCGGGCAGAUUAAUUGGGCGAGGGAAUACAGUUAGUAAUUAACUCUGGUCUGUUCUCAGAGUACUUAUCAUGUUAAAUAUGGGAUAAAGAUGGAUGUUUCCUGAUUUGGGUCAUUUGCAAAUUGUGUGAGUGUCGAAAGGUGGAGCAAUCAAUUACCGCGGUAAAUACCUAAAAAUAUAUUUUUAUCUUAAAGGUUUGUUUCUGUUUAUGUAAAACAUAGCACGGCCACUUGCUGCACCCGCUCCGAGUUUGACAUCAGUACGUAAAUUCACUGUUUGCAUUCCUGGCUGUGCAAAUACCGUUUGCAUGUACAGUUGCACUUAGAGAAAAUCUCUUGACACGUUGUUGUUGUUGCUGUUGUAUUCCAGGCAUUGCUCCCUUUAUCCCUCAUAGUUUUAUCUACAGUAAGUAGUUUUUGUUCUUUGUUUCCUCUGUUAAUAAAAAUAAAAUCUGCUGACACAUAAGAAUAACAAAAUAUCCGUAGCGAUAGAAACUUGAAUUCAGCCACUUUGCGUCUUAUUUUUAACGGAGAUUAGACUUAAUAUGAGUCGAAGAAUGUCGUAUUUUGUGUCUGAACCAAAAAAGGUCAGGAUUUGUUCAUAUAUGCUGCACUGCGUUUAACUGGCUUAUGUUUGUGUUAGGACACGAGUGGCACUGGGAUUUACACCCCAUCUGUGUAUCAUGAAACAGGAAUGUAUGCUUUUUGUUUUCUAUCUGUCCAGACUGAGUAGCUGAUAUUCUAAUCAUCACGACAUUUCAUUGUUUCCAUGAUGUUUAAGCAAUUAUUGCGGUAAUGAAAGUUGUGUUUCUAUGCUGCUGUUGUACAUAGAAAUCAGACUUAAAAGUGCCUUUGCAGAACAUUUUCUUUAAUAAAAACAUGGUUAUUCA